AUGAAGAUCUCCUGGCUGCCGCGCCAUCUGGUCGCUGCGGCGUCUUUUCAGGAGAUUCAUCUGCUUCCUUCCUCUCGAGGCAGCGCCUUUCAGUUCGUGGACAUCGACGCCUCUCUCUCGCCCUGCUGCUCAGGCAGCGGUGCGGCUGCUGCGACUCUUCGCUUUCAAAUCGAAAGUGGAGGGCGCCCGCGGGCCCCCCAGAGUGAGGCGAGGCCGAGUAGGCGCCGGCGGCGGCGCUCAUCGAGCCUCUUUCCGCUAUUUCUCUUUCUCUUCUUUCCCAUCGUCUUCUCGAUCAUGUCCCUGCUGGUUUCGCCUGCCCUCGUCGCGGAGUGCCGGAGCUCGCGGGCGCCACCCGCCGCGGUCGACACGAAGCUGCUGCGCGCCGCAACUGGGGACACUCAGUGGCGUGGAUUCUCCUUCCCUCUCUCAGGUUUGUCUCUCCACGCGGAUAGAGGCUACGAGAACACACACGGCCUCGCUUCCAGGCUUCCCCAGCAGCGCCGCCCCCCGCCGCGCGUGCCUCGGCGCAGACAGCGUAGGCGAGGCGAGCCAUUCUCCGGUGCGCCUUUUGCUGAAGAAGCAAGCACGGAUCACACGAGGGAGCUGCGCAGCUCUCUCAGAAAGGCGUGCUCGACUGUGCUUUCCGCCCUUUCUCGCUUCCGUGGUGUGCGCACAGCGCGUUCGCCUCGCUCGCCGUUGUCGGCGUCCCUGUCUUCACGUCGUCUGCCUGUCUCCUUUUUGUUUCUGACUUCGUCUUGCAGCGCUUGCUCGUAUGCGCCCUCGAGUCUCUGCUUGAGUCCGUAUUCUCUUUUUUGUUCUCUCGAGCCUUCUGCCCCGUCCCCUCCAAGAGGUCCUUCCUUUUUGUUGGGGCGGUCAUUUCGUCUCAGCUCAGCGCUUCGUUCGCUGUUUCAUUCGUCUCGCACCCCGUCGCUUCCUGGCUCCUUCGCGUCUCCAUCGACUGCUCCAUCCGCGGCGUGUGCCGCACCUGCAUCCCACUGCUGUCUUUGUCAGUCGUCCCUUUCUUCGCGGCUAUCUUCGCCCUCUAUUUCUCCGUCUCCGCUGGCCCCUUUGGCGCCUUCUACGUUUCGGCUCCCGUCUCGCGGCUUGCCUUCUUGGCAGUCUGCGUCGACUCUCUCCUCGACGUCGCCUUCUCGCCCUCCGCCAUCCUCGGCGCCUUCGCUCUCCCUCGCCGAGGCGGAGGCCGUGCGCACGGAGUCUGCGGAGCGCGACAGCGUCCGCGCGGCGGUGGCCGAGCGCGAGAAGCUUCUUUCUUCUCCGCCUUCGCUGCUUUCUUCGCUGGAUCGCGUGCGCGAGCUCACCGGCCGCCACUCGACAGCGGAGCCCAUCGCCUUCUCCGCGUCUGGCGACGUGAAGCGCAUGAGCAGUGCGCGGCGCGACGCAAAACCCACAUCCGUCGUCGAUUCAGCAGCUCUUCGUGAGACUACGGCGUCCGUCGUCGCGCCUCCUUCCUCGGAGAGGCGGUCGAAGGAGACGGGCCGCGUCUCGGCUCUCUCGCCGGAGGCCACAGGCUGGCAGGUGCUACCCGACACCGAGUGGCGGAGCUACUCGAGGGAGCAGUUUUUUCACGAAAACAACACCGCGAACUACGAAGCGUUCCCCGAGACGUUGCCUCUCGCGCUGACGAGCUCAAAGCUCAAGCAUCUGCAGUCCAGACAGCGCGAAGUCUACCAAACGCGCAAGGCCACGGAGAGGCGCCCAGGGGCCAAGUCCUGGCGAGACUACCUCUCCUGGCUGCCGGAGGAGCGCAGGGAGGACGAUGAAGGCUUUCCGCCCCCCCCUGACUCCAACAUCGAAGAACUGCCGAUCAAAACGCUCGUUGUCGACAACGAGACAAUCCUCUACCGGCAGGCGUGUGCAGAGUCGCCGAUGAUUAUCGACGAGGAAACCUUCGAAAGGCUGAAGAGCAAGUGGCAGAACCGGACCGAGCUGCAGCGAGUUCAACGAGAGGAGAAGGCCCUCUACGACGUUCCGGAGGAAUUUCCCGACGCGGACUGGGUUCCUCUGAAGCCCAGCUUGCCGAUGGGCCGUCUGGUGGUGGACUACGGGCUCGUUCCAAACAUCACUCUGACUGCAGGGGGAUACGACUACAUCGAGACCUACCACGACCCGAAGAGGAACUACACCUGGUCAUAUAAGCGGUGGAAUCCCUUCAAGCAAGAAGGCGAAUUGCCGGGGUCGCGUGACAAUGAGACCGGCUCUAGCUUUGACCUGGAGACCGAACAAAGCAGACGCUACUGGGGCGAAGAAGCCAUGCCACCCGCGAAGGAGCUCGACGAUGGAGUCUUUCGGCAGGUGACUCUUGCAGAGGAGAUGACGCGAGGCACGAAGCGCACACCCGUCGGGAUGGAUCAGUGGCAGUUUACGCCCGUCCACCCGCUCGGGCACGUUGCGCAGGACCAGAACUUUUGCCUUUCAGCGCUCAAUCGGACGCUGCCCCAAGCGCGGGAGGAGGCUAGGCGAGAGGCCGCGUCUGCCGCCGCUCUCGCCGAACUGUACGCCAGGGCUGCCGCCGACGGCCGCGCAGAUUUGGUUGCAGGGAAGGGGACGUUGCCCUUGUGGAUCCCCCUGCCGAAGCCAGGUGCCGCUGCUUCGACUUCGUCUUCGUCACCUGCUCUGCGCGGCCGUUGCAAUCUUUCCGUGCCCGAGGGGGACGUGCGGAGCGGCGAGGACUCGGCGCCCUCGCAAGGCAGCGCAGCGAGCCGCAUCAGCCGAUCUCCAGCGCGGCUUCCGCCAGAUUCGCCUUCGUCUGACCCGCCGGCUGGGCCGUCGGCUGUGCGCCGAAGCGCGUACCAGCCCCUGGCUGAGGCGGAUAUCGCCGCUGGAGAACGCCCCGACGGCAUGAAGUAUCGCCAACUGGGCAAGAGCGAGUUGUUUGUGUCAGAAGUUGGCUUGGGGACCAUGACGGUAGGCAGUCCACAGCUGGGGCGGGAGAGAGCGUUUCAGCUGUUUGACUACGCUGUUGACUCCUGGGGUGUGAAUUUCAUCGACACUGCCGAGCUCUACCCUCUCCCUGCUGUUCCGCUCACUUACGGGCGCAGCGAGGAGAUUAUUGGAGACUGGUUGGCCAAGCGAGGGCCCAAGAAGAGAGAGGAACUCGUUAUCGCGACCAAAGUAGCUGGACGGGCCCCCACCACGCUAGACCAGACCGGGACGUGUCUGUCAAAACGGCAAAUUAUCGCAGCGGCCGAGGGAAGUCUGAAGCGCCUGAAGACGGACUACAUCGAUCUUUUCCAGCUGCACUGGCCAGACCGAUACGUUCCCCUGCAGAGCAGCGGAGACUUCGGCGACGUCCUCUUCGAUCCAGAGCGCGCCCGUGAGCAAGACAGACGCGACGAGGUGGUUCCAAUGGAGGAGCAACUGGAGGCUAUCAGCCAGCUACUUCGAGAAGGAAAAAUUCGGGCUUGGGGGCUAAGCAACGAGACACCCUACGGCGUUUGCCGCUUCACUGACCUGGCUACGCGCGUGUUCGGACUUCCGCCUCCAGCGUCGGUCCAAGUCCACUACAAUCUUCUCUGCCGGAAUGAUGUCGAGAAGGGCUUUGUGGAGCUUGCGAGGCCUCAAAACGCGGGUACUGCACUCGUUGCCUACGGUGCUUUCGGAGGCGGUAUUCUGACUGGAAAAUACUUGGAGUGGUUGGAGUACCCCACAACCGGGCGCAUGCUUCGGUUUCCCUCUUACAUGAAGCGGUACAGGGGUUCGCUCGCCGCAAGGGCCGUUACAGCAUAUUUUUAUCUGGCACUCCGACUCAAUCACCCGAAUCUCACGGUGAUGGCGCUCCGCUGGGUUCUCUCGCGUCCCUUCAUCUGCUCAACGGUGCUGGGGUUCACAGAUUUCCUCCAACUGCGCGAGAAUCUCUUCUGUACCACGCCGGCGUGCGGUGCACUCAGCGACUGGGCAGAGCGCGAAAUAAACUUCCUGCACUGGAAGUGGAGAGACGCGCUGCGAAUCAUUCAGUAA
This is a messenger RNA of Besnoitia besnoiti, 3978 nucleotides long. RefSeq lists its product as uncharacterized. The coding region runs from base 1 to 3978 and encodes 1325 amino acids. The record is from RefSeq and is a predicted model, not a curated record. NCBI's taxonomy places the organism in Eukaryota, Apicomplexa, Conoidasida, Eucoccidiorida, Sarcocystidae. Gene Ontology annotation, molecular function: oxidoreductase activity. The transcript has 13 exons.